Molecule: messenger RNA, 5971 nt
Organism: Hypanus sabinus (Atlantic stingray)
Lineage: Eukaryota; Metazoa; Chordata; Chondrichthyes; Myliobatiformes; Dasyatidae
Product: NACHT, LRR and PYD domains-containing protein 3-like
Exons: 12
Coding region: 2082-5114 (1010 amino acids)
Cellular component (GO): cytoplasm
Molecular function (GO): protein binding
Source: RefSeq, a predicted model, not a curated record
ACUCAAAAUAAGGCAGGAUAUUGAACUAGACAGUGGUUUGGUGGGAGAAGCUGCGAUGUGGUUGUAGAUGGUCGCCUCUCUGACUGGAGGCCUGUGUACUAUACAGUGCUGCAGGGAUCAGCGCUGGGUCGGCUGUUCCUUGUCAUCAAACCAAACAAUCUGGAUGAUAAUGUGGUCAACUGGAUCAGCAGAUUUACAGAUAACGCCAAGACUGGGGAUGUAGUGAUCAGCAUCUAUGGAACUGGACAAUGUCGAUGCUUCAAGCAGACACCCAUCAGUGAAAUUGGAAACGGAGGGGGAAGAGGACAGAUUAUGGAUUGAUUUGAAGGUUCGGGUUGUUGUUCUGUGAAACUCGGUGCUCGGGGCCUGUGUGAGAGCUGCUGCCUGUUCACGCACAUUCCUCAGAACAGGGAGCGGCCCCACUCCAGAAAUCAAAUGCAACCGGGUCUGAAAAAAAUACACCCUCAGGCAGGCGCAAGGAAAGUCACUUCAAUAUCGUACUUAACUCUUUCUGCUGCAGGGAAGAGCGAGAUGAUCUCUGACAUGAUUUACCCAGGGUCCCGAACGCGCAACAUUAGCAGUUACAGUUGUUGCCCUGGUUGCCGCGAGUUUCCAGCACCUUAUGUUUCUCUCAAACUCGAACCGUCUGCAGUUGACUAGAAAAUAUUCUUCAAGGAUUUUUUUUUAAACCGAUCUAGGAGACCUUUCCCGGGAAAACGUCUGGCCAUUUGGAAUGGCCGGAAACCAAUUGCACAAGUAUUACCGACGGGGUGUGAACCAACAAACAUUGCUUGUGAAAAGAGACCCGUUCUUAACUGGGCGAGGGGGUUUCUUGUAAAAAUAGUUGUCCGGAUGGAACUGCAAUAAUCUCUAGAGUUAGAGUUAAUCAAUUCCCCUGAAUCGAGAGGCGCUGAGGAAAUCUUUGACCAAAUUUGUUACAGUUGAGUGUGAAUAUGUAUAGUCCGAGGUGUUUGGAUUAAUUUCAGCAGAAAGGCCGCUCCCGGUACCUGAACAGGUGAGUGACGUUGGAGCUGAAACUACCUGCACCGGGCAGUCCUGUUUACACACAGGGGGCGGAAGCUCAGACCCUCCCAGAGCCCGGGCUGGAUCAAAUUCUCAGCCUGGGACUGGCUGGGUUAAACAGAGAAACUCCGCCCCACUUGUUGCGAUGAAAGAAAAAGGAUCGAUCUGGGCGGAAAUCCGACAGAAAGUUUAACGCAGCCUGCUUGUUUUCCUCUUUAGGGUUGCUACAUUGAUCCCACUCCCGCCUCCUCCCGCUGUCAGACCCGUCCUGAGCCGGUGAGAGUCAGUGUGACCCGGACCGCGGCAGUCCCGCUCCACCCCGGCUCACCCGGCCCUGUCCAUCUGUAAUGAGUGACCACUCCCGCCUCCUCCCGCAGUCAGACCCGUCCUGAGCCGGUGAGAGUUAGUGUGACCCGGACUGCGGCAGUCCCGCUCUACCCCGGCUCACCCGGCCCCGUCCAUCUGUAAUGAGUGACCACUCCCGCCUCCUCCCGCUGUCAGACCCGUCCUGAGACGGUGAGUGUUAGUGUGACCCGGACUGCGGCAGUCCCGCUCCACCCCGGCUCACCCGGCCCUGUCCAUCUGUAAUGAGUGACCACUCCAGACUCCUCCCGCUGUCAGCCCCUUCCCGAGCCGCUGAGAGUUAGUGUGACCCGGACCGCGGCAGUCCCGCUCUACCCCGGCUCACCCGGCCCUGUCCAUCUGUAAUGAGUGACCACUCCAGACUCCUCCCGCUGUCAGACCCGUCCCGAGCCGGUGUGAGUUAGUGUGACCCGGACCGCGGCAGUCCCGCUCUAUCCCCGGCUCACCCGGCCCUGUCCAUCGGUUCACAGCCGAGCGGCCUCGGGAGCAGCAGCAUCGACUCAACUCUCCGUACGGGGAGAACAAACCGGUUCCAGGCCCAUUGAUGUCACACCCGGAUAUCAGACUGUUUUCCCGGGACCACACUGAUCACCAACCGGUUACGAUAUCAGAGAUAAUAGCCAGCAGGUGGUACUUCCUUCCACCCGGAAGGCGGACAAGCAGACGGCAAGCAAGCAACGUCAGUCAGAUUCAAAAUGGACACAGAUCUGAACUCGGCCUUCUCCGCCUUCCUGUCAAAUUGUGAGGAUCACCAACUUUUCCGGUUGACGAGAUUCUACAAGGAGCGACUGGAGCAGGCGAUUGAGGAGGGUGUGGAGGGAGUCGGUUUCAUGUUAAUGGGCGAUGAUCACUUCACCGGGCCAGAGUAUCACAGCGUGACUGAGCUGGCGGAGAAGGAAAACCGAACAGGCGCUUCCAAACUCCUCCUGGAUCUGGUGAUGGAGAAGGGCUCGGGGGCUCAGAGGGUGAUGUGGGAAUCCUUUGUGAAACUACAUCACCAUUUACCGAAGCUUAGCAGAAUACUGAAUGAAAUACGGGAACGUGGUGGCGGCCAUUUCGCCGACAUGGACACUGAGCGGGGUUUAUCUGAAGUGCCCAGACAUCUGAAAGAUGUUCAACAGAAACACAAGGAGACUCUGCGGACACAGACUGAAACACUGAGAGGGAACACGAUCCUGAUGAGGGAGAAGGUGAAGGUUUUCCGGCUGGUCGACCGAUACGCUCAGCUCACGGUCAUUUCUACUGUUCGAGAUCGGACACUGGUGGAACACGAGCUGCUGGCAAGAGGCACAGACCACGAGGAGUGGAGACAGAAACAUCUGCGCAGCGAGCUGGAGAAAAUCCACAUUGAUCAUCUGUUUCACAAUAGUUACUCACAUAGUUUCCGGGACAAAAUGAAAAGAUUCAUCACACGAUCAACUUCGGGAUGCUCGGUAGUAAUGGCCGGAGUCCCGGGGAUCGGGAAAACGACACUGGUACAAAAGAUUGUUUACGACUGGGCCACGGGGAAAAUAUUCCAACAAUUCCACUUUGUCUUCUGUUUCAAAUUUCGGGAUUUAAACUCCAUUAACUGCAGAAUAAAUCUGAUGGAACUAAUUCUGGAUCAGUAUCCAUACUUUGGGAAUUCUCUGAGAAAGGUCUGGAAGAACCCAGAGGGAUUGUUGUUUAUAUUCGAUGGUUUAGAUGAAUUCAAACACAGAAUCGAUUUUGAUGACAGUCGGAGAUACACAGAACCCAAGCACCAGCGCCCAGAUCCCGAGUGGCGGUGCAAGGUGUCUGACAUUGUGUACAGUUUAAUCCAGGGCAAGCUGCUCCCAGGGUGUUCAGUGCUGGUGACCACCCGCCCCACUGUGUUACAUUUGUUGGAAAAGGCGAACAUCAGUGUUUGGACUGAAAUCCUGGGAUUUGUUGGUGAGGAACGAAAGGAAUAUUUCAUCAGGUAUUUUGAAGAUCAGACGGUGGCGGAAGCUGUUUUCAAACACGUGCAGGAGAACGAGAUCCUGUACACCAUGAGCUACAACCCCUCCUACUGCUGGAUCCUCGCUCUGGCACUGGGCCCCUUCUUCUCACAAAGAUUCAGGGACCCGCAGAGAGUUCCCAAGACCAUCACCCAACUGUACUCAUACUAUAUUUACAAUAUCCUGAAAAACCACGGCCGGGAGAUUGAGAACCCCCGUGAUGUGUUACUCAGGGUGGGUCAGAUGGCCUUCAGAGGAGUGUCCGAGAAGAAGAUUGUGUUUACAGACGGAGAUUUGAUCAACUACAAUCUGCAGCCGUCCCAGUUCCUGUCCGGGUUCCUGAUGGAGCUUUUGGACAGAGAGGAUUCUGCCCAGAGCGUGGUGUACACAUUCCCACACCUCACCAUCCAAGAGUUUGUAGCUGCAGUCGUACAAUUCCUGAAACCACAUAGCGGGGAUAUCCUGAAAUUUCUCACUGAAGCCCACAACACGACAGAUGGACGAUUUGAAGUAUUUCUCCGUUUUGUUGCUGGCCUCUCCAACCCAAUGACAGCUCGGGGCCUGGAGGAGUUUCUGGGUCCAUUUCCUCAUCAAACAACCUGCCGGGUGAUUGAUUGGGUGAAGGAGGAGGUUAAACGCCAGAGUAGAAACACGGGUGACACUGGGAGAAAGAGACUCCUGAACACAUUGCACUACCUGUUUGAGUCUCAGAAUCGUGGUCUGGCUCAGGACACACUGGAAUCUGUGGACACACUUUCAUUCACAGGAAUGACACUGACACCGAUUGACUGCGCGGUCUUGUCUCAUGUCAUCGGACUCUGUGAUACAAUAAAACACCUCGACCUGGAGAAAUGCAACAUUCAGUGUGAAGGAAUCCAGCGACUGGGACCCGGGCUGCACAAGUGCCAGGAGUUGAGACUUGGGAAGAAUAAACUGGGAGAUUCAGGAGUGAAGCUGGUGUCUGCUGCUCUGAGGAACCGGGAGUGUAAUAUACAGGAACUGUGGCUGAACAAAGUCGGUCUCACAGAUUCUGGAGCCGAGGAUCUCGCCUCCGCUCUCAGUACAAACCCAUCACUGACAGGUCUGAUGCUGAGUGGUAACAAAUUGGGAGAUUCAGGAGUGAGACUUGUGUCUGCAUUUCUGAGGAACCCGGAGUGUAAAAUGCAGAAACUGGGGCUGUUCGAUGUCGGACUCACAGAUUCUGGUGCCGAGGAUCUCGCCUCCGCUCUCUGUACAAAACCAUCACUGACGGAGCUAGACCUGAGUGGUAAUAAACUGGGAGAUUCAGGAGUGAAACUGGUGUCUGCGGCUCUGAGGAACCCGGAGUGUAAAAUACAGAAACUGGAGCUGGACGGUGUCGGUCUCACAGAUUCUGGUGCCAAGAAUCUCUCCAACGAUCUGAUUAUAAACGGAUCACUCACGGAUCUGGACCUGAGUGGUAAUAAACUGGGAGAUUCAGGAGUGAAACUGCUGUCUGCGGCUCUGGGGAACGCAGAGUGUAAAAUACAGAAACUGUUGCUGAGGGAUGUCGGUCUCAGAGAUUCUGGAGCCGAGGAUCUCGUCUCCACUCUCAGGACAAACACAUCACUGACGGAGCUGAGCCUGGGAUCAAACUCGCUGACAGACCGAUCGGUCCCCGUUCUCCGCCGCCUCAUACCGACCCUCACGAGUCUGGAGCUGAUCAUUCUGGACGUGAAUCGGUUCAGUGUGACCGGGAGGAAGGAAUUGAAGGAAUGGGGAGUCAGAACCGGACUGAGAGUGGCUGUGUGAACAUCUGAAUGUGCGAAUAUUCCCGACCGCGGGAUGGGGACAUUUUAGCAGAUUCCUCGUCCUUCCCUUUAACUCCCGCAGUUACCAUUAAUGGCCGCGCGCAGGGUGUAAUUCCCAACGGUUUGAAUGGAACUGGCUCCAGUCUCGAACUCGGUGAUGUCGGAAGCGUUCCCGCAGAGACGUAUUUCCGCCUGUUUUCCAGCGGCGCAGCUUCCGCCGGAUGUGCGGGUUCGAGACUCUCCCGGUGAGACCCCGCGGAAUCACACAUACAGGAGGAGCCCGGGGGCCGGGGAUCAGUCUGGCACACCAGUGUCCCGGGAUGGGAUUAUCCCGGGAGAGAAUGCUUUUGCUCCCUUGGCUGCAUUCUGCAUUCUGCAGUCUGGCAGAUACAACGAUGUUAAAUUGACAAAACCCUCGGCAAUGACCUUGGAUUUGCAGCGAUCCCGGACACGGCCCUGAAGUGUGUUUUUAUAAGUAUCGUUUACGCGAUGCAGAGUGACGAUGAUAAACGAGACUGAUUAAUGCACCUGUCACGCAUUGUCGCCGGUCAGUUAAUUCUGUGUGACUGUGAGUGAGUCGGGAACAGUGUGGCGACCCACUUCCUGCGCAGCUGCACUGGGUCACAAAUAGCCAGCGCGCCGGAGUAUCUCUGACGCCAAUUUCCGCCCGGAGACGGCGGACGCUGGGGAUUAAAUACCAGCUCUGCGAAGUAUGAAUAAACUAGUCUCGAAACGACUUACCGACUGCGAGUCGUCGUCUCUAGCUCUGAAUGUAGUACAUCGCUAAAACAGCUUAUUUAUUCCCGCAAGUCAGCAGUUCACAUACUGUUUAAUUUGCAUUUAUCAUGAUGAAAUCAA